Messenger RNA from Sinocyclocheilus grahami, 336 nucleotides. RefSeq names its product proton-coupled folate transporter-like. Gene Ontology annotation, biological process: transmembrane transport. The transcript has 2 exons. Gene Ontology annotation, cellular component: membrane. NCBI's taxonomy places the organism in Eukaryota, Metazoa, Chordata, Actinopteri, Cypriniformes, Cyprinidae. Gene Ontology annotation, molecular function: transmembrane transporter activity. Bases 37 to 336 code for a protein of 99 amino acids. The record is from RefSeq and is a predicted model, not a curated record.
UUCGUGCUUCCUUGUUCUGUCACUGCAAAGUUAAAUAUGUCGGCAUGGAAAGAGAAACUAAGGAGAGUUGUUACAGUGGAACCGGUGAUUUUCCUCUACAUGACCAGCACUUUCAUCGUGACACCUGCAUAUCAACAAAUGAUUAUCACAAAGGUGUGUCAAGAUUUGUUCAAGAAUGAUACUAUCUGCAGUAACCCUGAGCACCACAAAGGGGACGAGGAGGUUCAGACGACAGCCUCCUACAUCCUGCUUUUGUUCAACGCCACCCUCAGCCUGGUCUCCAUCCCUCCCGCCAUUAUGCUGGACUCCUGGACUGACCGCGCUGGCCGUCGCUGA